UCUGGCUCAAGAAGAGGGGUCUGAUGCCUGGCCUCACGUUCAGCAAUGAGCUGAUCAGUCGCGAUGAGGGCCUCCACUGCGACUUCGCGUGCCUACUGUUCCGCCAUAUCAUCAAUAAGCCAUACGAGGAACGGGUGCUUCAGAUCAUACGUGAGGCGGUGGCCAUCGAACAGGAGUUCCUGACGGACGCCCUUCCCGUCAAUCUGAUUGGCAUGAACUGUGAUCUCAUGAAACAGUACAUCGAGUACGUGGCCGACCGCCUACUCGUCGAGCUCGGCGUUCCGAAGUACUAUAAGUCUCAGAAUCCCUUCGACUUCAUGGAACAGAUCUCACUCGAAGGUAAGACCAACUUCUUCGAGAAACGCGUCGGUGAGUACCAGAAGUCGGGAGUCAUGAACACCGAUGAGGCCAACCAUAAGUUCAUAGUCGACGCCGAGUUCUGAUCGCCAAACCACUGACCACUUCCCACCACAACUCACUUCACCAUUACAUGCAGUCAUAAACUAAACACACCAUUCAUUUCGUGGUUUUUGAAAUGAUUUAAUUGUAUAAAAAUUUGUCUUCAAAUCAAAAAUAUGUGGUUUUGAUGUGAUUUUUAAGUUUUUAAAAUUUGUUUUAAUUCCCAGAUUUUUUCUGUUAAUUUAUUCCGUGCUUUAGUUUAAUGUUAUGAUUUUCAGUCGAC
Oppiella nova is the source of this 682-nucleotide messenger RNA. NCBI's taxonomy places the organism in Eukaryota, Metazoa, Arthropoda, Arachnida, Sarcoptiformes, Oppiidae. The record is from the annotation of a GenBank genome assembly.